AGAGGUUCGGUUCCAGGACCACCCUUAAAGCCUGACCCGGGUAGACCCACCUGACAGAGCCCUGAGUGCAGCGCAGCCGCACCUGGAGAACGAUCCUGGAGUCCAGGGCCGAGGGAAAACCGCUGGAAUGACAGGUUUCUUCACGAUGACAACACGGAACAUAUCUCGCUUUUGGGAGUGGGGCAGGAAGAUUAUUGGCGUUGGCCGAAAUUAUCCAGACCACACAAACAAGCUCAACUUCCCGACUCUCACAGAACCCCUGUUGUUCCUGAAGCCCACCUCUGCCUAUAUCAGAGAGGGCUCCCCGAUCCUGGUGCCCCGGUACACCGACAACGUGCACCAUGAGGUGGAAUUAGGGGUGGUGAUUGGGAAAGGGGGCACAGCCAUCGCCCAGUCUGCUGCCAUGGAGCACGUCGCAGGGUACGCCCUGGGCUUAGACAUGACAGCAUUUGGGCCCCUGCAUGAGUCCAGGGCCAAGGGUCUGCCCUGGACCCUGGCCAAAGCCUUCAACACCUCCUGUCCUAUCAGCGACUUCAUCCCCAAAGAUCGGAUCCCUGACCCCGGGAACCUCAAUCUGUGGUUGAAGGUCAACGAUCAGCUGCGGCAGAGUGCCUGCACCUCCGACAUGAGAUUCUCCGUCCCUUAUCUCAUCAGCUACAUCAGUGACUUCAUCACCCUGGAGGAGGGGGACCUGAUCCUGACCGGCACCCCGGAUGGACUCUCCCCGGUUCAGGAGAACGAUGAGCUGGAGGCUGGGAUUGAAAACAUAGUUACAAUCCGGUUCAGAGUAGAUAAAGAAAAGUCAUAGUUGAAACUAAAUGGUACCAAAGUCGAGGCAAGAGGUCGCAGAUUACACACAGCUGGAUUAGGAUUAUCUGUUACAAAACUUAAUCAUAAAGUAGGAUUUGAAGAGUAUUGGUAGAAGCUUUUUUAAGGCUGGCUUUUGAGUGAAGUUUUCAGUUUUUGCAUCAAUGUUUUAUAUUUGAACAUUAGUGUCAUGCUGGUUACUGUGGAGGACAUACAGUACUUUUUCACUACUUUGCAUAUUUGGGUGCUGGGAACUUUCCAAGAAUAUACUCAACAAAUCUGUUCAGAUGGCAGGACGAGUGGGGAGUAAAUGAUUAGAGUUAUUCACAUUAGCUGCUGGUCGUUUACAGUAUGUGUUAGAGAAAAACAAAACAAAAAAACAAACACAACCAUCAUGAAUGCAACCAGUUUAAUAGGUAAUGCAACAGCCAACACACUGCACUAAAGCACACACUCCUAAAAUAUGGAACAAAAAAGAAAAACAUGAACUGCUAUCCUACUUUUCCCUACUACAUGAAUGCGUUUUGAACAUCUGUAAAAUAAAUGAAAUAAACUCUUCUUCUAUGAUUCAACCG
This is a messenger RNA of Cynoglossus semilaevis (tongue sole), 1382 nucleotides long. Its product is annotated as acylpyruvase FAHD1, mitochondrial-like. The coding region runs from base 128 to 808 and encodes 226 amino acids. The record is from RefSeq and is a predicted model, not a curated record. The transcript has 2 exons. Gene Ontology annotation, cellular component: mitochondrion. Lineage: Eukaryota; Metazoa; Chordata; Actinopteri; Pleuronectiformes; Cynoglossidae. Gene Ontology annotation, molecular function: acetylpyruvate hydrolase activity.